CGUAAUAUCCAUGAACUAGAUAUAGCACUUCAGUCACUUUGGCAUUCUCACUGGACUUACAGAACUGACUUAUCCGCUACAUUUUUUCCCCAGGCAACGGCUACCGAUCGAGCCUCAUGCGUCGACUUCAGUUUACAUCGCUCUGAAACGGGACUGAUCCUAUAUUCGUCAAAUCUCAUCUGUGUUUUGUGUCUUAAAACAGAGGAUCGCCAAACUGGUCCAGCAACUUUACUGCAUCAAAUGCCCCAGAAAAUGUCGCUGACCAACACAAAGACAGGCUUUUCAGUGAAAGACAUUUUGGACCUCCCUGACACGAACGAUGAAGAAGGAUCUAUCACCGGGACUGAGGAAGAUACGGAGGGAUCUGAGGCGACCAAAACGCCUGGAGUGUUAGUGCAAAGUCCUUUAGAGAACGUUCAAAACCUGCCUUUAAAGAAUCCAUUCUAUGAUAAUAGCGACAAUCCUUACACCAGAUGGCUCGCAACUACGGACAGCAUCCAAUACUCGUUACACGGACUAUCCGCAAACUCUCAAGACUCGUCUGCAAAAUCUCCGGAACCUUCAGCAGACGAAUCGCCGGACAAUGACAAAGAAACUUCAAGCAACGGCAGCGACUCUGGUAAGAAGCGCAAAAGGAGGGUGCUCUUUUCCAAGGCGCAAACUUACGAACUCGAGCGUCGCUUUCGGCAACAGAGAUACCUGUCAGCGCCGGAGAGGGAGCAUCUCGCUAGUUUGAUCCGACUGACCCCAACCCAAGUGAAAAUCUGGUUCCAGAACCACAGGUACAAAAUGAAGAGAGCCCGGGCGGAGAAAGGUAUGGAAGUGACCCAUCUCCCUUCUCCUAGGCGGGUGGCCGUGCCUGUGUUAGUCAGAGAUGGUAAACCAUGCCAUACGCUAAAAGCUCAGGACUUGGCAGCCACUUUUCAGGCUGGAAUUCCAUUCUCUGCGUAUAGCGCCCAGUCUCUCCAGCACAUGCAAUAUAACGCGCAUUACAGCGCCGCCAGCACACCACAGUUCCCCGCAGCACACCACUUGGUACAAACGCAACAGUGGACUUGGUGAACAAUUACUGACUUGGAAAUGCAGGGCUGCAUUUUAAAGACCGAUAGAUAGAAAGAUAGGAGCUUUCCAAACAAAAAUACAAGACUUAUUAUUUUUGCAGCUUGACCCAUUCUUACCAAUUUAUUUUGGGGAUUGACGUGUGCGUCAUGUUUACAUGUUUUCGUUCAGAAAACCGGGUCAAGCCUCUCCCCAGAUUUAAGAAUGUUAAAGCUCUUGUGAAAUUUUGUAAAGUAUGUGUGUUGUAGAAAUGUUUUCCUUUUUGUCCUUCGUGUUAUAAGCACGUGCAAAACUACUUCAUGAUUAUAGAAAAUUUGAUUUCUUUCUUUUACAAUGGACCGAAUAUAUUUAUGGCCAUAAAUAAACAUUGGCAACCUUUAGCUUAUUUCGUUGGUUUGUUCUAUGUAAAUAUUUUGUGAUAACUGUUUGCAAUAUUAUGUUUGGCCGUUGGCAGUAAG
Myxocyprinus asiaticus (Chinese sucker) is the source of this 1517-nucleotide messenger RNA. It is a transcript of the gene nkx2.2a, whose product is annotated as NK2 homeobox 2a. The transcript has 2 exons. Gene Ontology annotation, cellular component: nucleus. Gene Ontology annotation, biological process: regulation of transcription by RNA polymerase II; cell differentiation. The coding region runs from base 241 to 1062 and encodes 273 amino acids. Gene Ontology annotation, molecular function: DNA-binding transcription factor activity, RNA polymerase II-specific; RNA polymerase II cis-regulatory region sequence-specific DNA binding. The record is from RefSeq and is a predicted model, not a curated record. Lineage: Eukaryota; Metazoa; Chordata; Actinopteri; Cypriniformes; Catostomidae.